Messenger RNA from Periophthalmus magnuspinnatus, 1881 nucleotides. RefSeq names its product sialin-like. Gene Ontology annotation, molecular function: transmembrane transporter activity. NCBI's taxonomy places the organism in Eukaryota, Metazoa, Chordata, Actinopteri, Gobiiformes, Gobiidae. The record is from RefSeq and is a predicted model, not a curated record. The coding region runs from base 196 to 1728 and encodes 510 amino acids. Gene Ontology annotation, biological process: transmembrane transport; monoatomic anion transport. The transcript has 12 exons.
AGAGAUCACGCGACAAGACGAGAAGGGACCAUACUGAGCCCCAGUUUAACUAAGAUACUGAAUAGGUAGGAGCAGAACACAAAAAGAGACAAUCGAAACAACACUGGUGUCUUGAGCAGUGGCCUGGCCAAUCAGACCCUUAGACUCAGUCCAGACGAUGGAUGUUUUAUGUGACGACUCCUACUGUACUCUGUGAUGUCGUGCUCAACUGAAUCCAUCGACACAGCGCCCCCUGUCGAUGAAGAUGACUGUGAGCCGCUGGUGCCGUCCAAAACAGUGCCCCCUCGGUGCUGCUCGGCCCGGCUGAACCUGGCUGUUCUCAUGUUCCUCGGGCUCACUGUGGUCUACGGUCUCCGAGUCAACCUCAACGUGGCGAUGGUUGCCAUGGUGAACAACACCAACCCACCCCCAGCAACCAACAGUUCAAACUCAUCGAAACACAUGUGUCCUCUGCCCGGGACAAACCACACCAGGACAGGCUUCAGUCAGCCGGAUGGGGCCCCUGUGUACUCGUGGGACACGGAGACCCAGGGCUGGCUGUUGGGCGCCUUGUUCUUCGGAUACCUGUGCACUCUGAUCCCUGGAGGGUACCUGGCAGGACACUAUGGAGGGACCAAAUUUCUGGGGUUUGGGGUUUUGGGCACAGCGGCUCUGACCCUGGUCACUCCUCUGGCUGCACAGUGGGGCCCCAGCUGGCUGUUCGCACUCAGAGCACUAGAGGGCUUUACACAGGGCGUUCUGCAUCCAUCUACAAUGACGAUCUGGGCGCGCUGGGCUCCUCCUUUGGAGCGCUCAAGACUCAUGUCCUUCUCGGGCUCUGGAGGAAUCUUCGGGGCCUUGCUCACUCUACCUCUGACCAGCUUCAUCUGUGAGACUCUGGGCUGGCCCGCUGUAUUCUACCUCUGCGGAGGGGCUGGGUGUGUGUGGGCUGUGUUCUGGUUCGCUCUUGUAUCAGACGACCCUCACACUCACAAACGCAUCAGUAAAGAAGAGAGAGAGUACAUCAUCAAGUCCAUUGGACCUCAGGGUAAGGGUCAUGGGUGGACGGUUCCUCUGAGGUCUAUGGUGACUUCUCUUCCUCUUUGGGCCAUUAUAAUCGGACAGAUUUGUGCAAACUGGGGUUUCUACACUCUACUUAAUUCAACGACUGCCUAUAUGAGCAACAUCCUGCACUAUGACCUUGAGUCGAACGGGAUCCUGUCCGCUCUGCCGUACCUUGGGGGCUGGCUGCUCUCAUCUCUCUCUGGAGUUGUGGCUGACCUUCUCAUUGAGAGGAGGGUCUUUAGUGUCACAGUCACACGCAAGAUCUUCACCGCUCUGGGUAUGAUGCUGCCCUCACUCUUCCUGGUCUGUGUGUGUUAUGUGGGCUGCAGUCACAUUUGGACUGUGCUCUUUCUCACUCUCUCCACCACCACAGGGGGCGCCUGUUACGCUGGAGUUUAUAUGAACCUCAUAGACAUCGCCCCCAGAUACAGUGGUUUUCUUCUUGGUGUCAGUCUCACCUUCGCGUCCAUUUCUGGCGCAGUUGCACCAAUUGCAGCUGGAUACCUCACGGAAGAUGACUCUCUGGAUGGUUGGAGGAGGGUGUUCUGGCUCGCUGCUGGGAUCCAAACCAGUGGAGCAGUAUUUUACACAAUAUUCAGCAGUGGCAAUCUUCAGAAAUGGGCCAUGACUGAUGAGGACAGAGGAGAGGCUGAAAAGAGGAGAACCAGGUCUAUGUGUACAUGAAAACAAACGCCAUACAAGGGGAAUUACUCAGUGUUUGUGUUGAUUAUCAUUAAGAUUUUACAUAAUUUAUUUGUAACUUACAUGUUUUGGGAUUAUACAUUUGCACAGUUUGCACAAAAACCUUCAUAAUAAAAUUAAAAUUCUAAAUUUUUA